This is a messenger RNA of Knipowitschia caucasica, 579 nucleotides long. Lineage: Eukaryota; Metazoa; Chordata; Actinopteri; Gobiiformes; Gobiidae. The record is from the annotation of a GenBank genome assembly.
AUGAUGAAGCCCCUGUACCUCGCAAUCCUACUCGGAGUGGUCGGAGCGCUGGCCAACAAGGGCUCUCGCUGCCUCUCGGGCAAGUUCACCAGCGGCGGGGAGUGUUGCAAGCAGUGUCAGCCCGGAGAAGGUGUCAUCAAAGAAUGUGGGGUCACGCAGACGGUGUGCGCGCCCUGCGUCGACAGUGAGACGUUCUCAGAGAACUUCAGCCACACAGAGAGGUGUCAGCGCUGCACUCAGUGCACCGGGCUGAUGAGGAUGGAGACGCCCUGCACCGAUGCCAACGACGCCAUAUGCGCCUGUAACUAUGGUUACUACCUGAACAGCCUGACGCAGCGCUGCGAGCACUGCACCCGCUGCCCCGAAGGCCACGGGAUGCUGAUGAGCUGCGAGAUGGAGCGCGACACCGUCUGUGAGGAGUGCACCAUGGACACGUACUCAGACCAGGAGAGCUCCAGAGAGCCCUGCAUGCCCUGCUCCACCUGCGAGGAGAGCGCCACGGUCCAGGAGUGCAGCCCCGUCAGUGACACCGUCUGUGAGGGUGUUUACCUCAUGAUGCACCUCUUCACAGAGUCCUAG